Messenger RNA from Aspergillus fischeri NRRL 181, 1749 nucleotides. Its product is annotated as putative DNA polymerase iota. The transcript has 3 exons. Gene Ontology annotation, molecular function: DNA-directed DNA polymerase activity; damaged DNA binding. Gene Ontology annotation, biological process: translesion synthesis. NCBI's taxonomy places the organism in Eukaryota, Fungi, Ascomycota, Eurotiomycetes, Eurotiales, Aspergillaceae. The coding region runs from base 1 to 1749 and encodes 582 amino acids. The record is from RefSeq and is a predicted model, not a curated record.
AUGCGCAAAGAAGCGCGGAGAAUGGCCAUGUUCGAGGCGGAACAGCCAGUGCUCAAGUCUCUGCCUCUGGCGGUUCAACAAAAGCAGAUCGUGGUAACUUGUAACUACGAAGCUCGACGGCGAGGGCUGCGCAAACUGCAGCUGAUCAAGGAAGCGAAGCAGAUCUGUCCGGACGUAGUCAUUGUUUUGGGUGAAGACCUCACCAGAUUCCGCAAUGCUUCCAAGGAGCUCUAUCUCUUUCUCCGGGACUUUGUCUGGGGAAAGCGAGUUGAGAAAUUGGGGUUCGAUGAGGUUUUUCUCGAUGUGUCCGACAUGGUUACCUACAAUGUCGAGAUGCUGAAUCGUAAUGACCUCAAAAACUCAUUCUUUCACCUUGACCGUCGAGAUCCCACAGUGGGUUUUACGUACGAUGCGACAGACUUUCAAGGACACACCUAUCCAGCUGUCCCCGACGUUGUAACAGACGCGGGCUCGGAGUGGCUUCGCAUUAGACUGUUGGUUGCGUCGCAUUUGGCAGCUUAUCUUCGAAACCAGCUCGAGUACCAGAAGGGCUACACUGCCACUGUGGGCAUUUCCACAUCAAAGCUUCUCGCAAAGCUAGUCGGAAACACACAUAAGCCCACCAGUCAGACAACUCUUCUGCCGCCUUAUACUGUGGCGGAGCAUGGGGCGAAAAGCAACGUGCUACACUUCCUUGAUGCUCAUGAGAUCAGAAAAAUCCCUGGAAUAGGCUUGAAAAUUGCGCAUAGGAUCAAAUCAUUCCUUACUACGGCUGUAGCUGGGGCCGGAACAGAGGUAGUACGGACUAGCGAUACAAGACCCCACUCAGACGACCACACCGUCACGGUUGGAGACGUCCGUCUCUUCCCUGGCAUGGGCCCUCUCUUAUUAAAAAAAAUUCUAGGUGGCCCAGGAUCUCCCAGGGGCAUUGGGGCGCGAAUAUGGGGGCUGAUACACGGGGUGGAUAACACUGAGGUUCUACAAGCUCGAGAUCUACCGACGCAAAUCAGCAUUGAAGACUCAUACGGUCGCUUAGACACUUUCAAAGAAGUCAGGAAAGAGCUGGUUGCUCUGACAGUCAGCUUGAUCCGGCGCAUGCGGGUUGACCUGACUGAGAUGGACCCUGAUGUCCAUUCCCCAGCCGGCGAGCCCGCUGCAGCUGAUGCUCUUAAUGCAAAACGACAGCUCCGAUGGGUGGCUCACCCAAGGACUCUUCGUCUCUCGACGUGUCCUCGCCCAGCUCCAGGCUCCGAUCAGCCAGAGCGCCAUGGUCUCAACCGGAUAUCACGUUCCGCACCUCUUCCAUCCUACGUCUUCAACCUCGAUGAGAACGUGGAUGCUUUGGCAGAGCGACUUGUGCAAGACUUGGCGAUGUCAAUGUUCCGGAAGCUUCACCCUGAAAACACGGGUUGGAACCUCCGUGUUCUAAAUAUUGCCGUGACUAAUAUGAUAGAGAGUGCUGGUGACCAGAAGAACAGCAGCGGUCGAGAUAUUGGGAAGAUGUUCCGUAAACAGGAAGCGACGCAGCACGAUGAUCCUACGCCAGAGCUGGAGAAGAUUACCUUCAGCGGCAUCGCUCAAGGAGACAUGGAUUCGAAGACGGUUGAUCCCGCCGGAGCCAACGGUACCUGGGAGGAGAGCGACGAAGAUGGCGACACGCCGUGUGUCGCCUGUACAAUUUGCGGGACGUUGAUACCACAUUUUGCCAUGCUUGCUCAUGAGACGUACCACACUGCACCGGAUGAUUGA